AUGACUCGACCCAUAAUAGAGGAAGCCGCGAUGGGGCUGUUCAGCAGCUCGAGCUUCUCCGGACGGAAUCUAGCGAUCGCCGAUCUGGGAUGCGCUUCGGGACCCAACACUCUUUUCACUGUGUCAGAACUCAUCAAAGCACUAGACAAAGCAAGCAGGAAGUUAGGUCACGUAUCUCUCGAGUUUCAGGUUUUCCUGAAUGACCUCCCUGGAAAUGACUUCAACAAUGUCUUCAGAUCCUUGCACGGGUCCACAGAAGAGAUGAAGCAGGAACUGGGGAUCGAGCUACCGAUGUUCUUCAAUGGAGUGCCUGGGUCUUUCUACGGCAAGCUUUUCCCAUCCGACAGUCUUCACUUCAUUCACUCGUCCUACAGCCUCCAUUGGCUAUCACGGGUUCCUCCAGGAUUGGAAGAGAUGAAUAAGGGAAACAUUUCCAUCGGGAGCAGCAGCCCACCAGGUGUCUUGAAAGCCUACUACACUCAAUUCCAGACAGAUUUCUCCUUCUUUCUGAGCUGCAGGGCGCAAGAACUGGUGCGAGGAGGGCAAAUUAUUUUUACAUUAUUGGGAAGGAAGUCUCAAGGCCCAUCCACCACGCCAAGCAUUCAUCUCCUCGAACUCUUGUUUGUCGUCCUCAACCAAAUGGCCUCUGAGGUAAGGUGA
Molecule: messenger RNA, 660 nt
Organism: Linum tenue
Lineage: Eukaryota; Viridiplantae; Streptophyta; Magnoliopsida; Malpighiales; Linaceae
Source: the annotation of a GenBank genome assembly